UGUGGCAUUGAUCGCCCGCCAUACCCACACACGCCGCUGCUUCCAGCGUACGAGCAGGCGGAUGCUCUGACGAUGGCUCGUAUUUCUGUUGACUCUCACAUUAUGUCGCUGUGCGCCGCUCCACCCGGGCCCUCGGCAUCGUCCUGACCGUCUGUGUGAUCGGACCGACUCGAGGUGAAAGUCCCGAGCGUGAGAGCAGCGUAUUCGUGCCCCGCUGGAACUGGUGCAGGCGGCGGAAGCCUCCAUCUCUGCUCGAGACCUGUCUGGAUGAGUCCACUGCUAUGACUCGGAGCUCCUGAGGCUUUUUUCUUAAAAGAAUAUAAACCACCCAAACAUCCUUCUUGACUCUGAGCUUAUUCCUCCAUGGCUUCUCGCAGCCAAGGCUUCUUCCAAAACCACCACCACCACCACCACCACCACCACCGCAGCUCGGUGGUGCCCACCGCGGUGCCCAGGCUGCUGCCAGAGAACGGCAGCCUGCUGGGGGGCAUUGCACAGAUAACGCCCAACCUCUUCCUCAGCCGAGGCAACGUGGCGUCCAACCGCAGCCUGCUGCUGGCUAAGGGCAUCACCUGCGUGGUCAACGCCACCAUCGAGCUCCCCAACUUCAACUGGCCCCACCUGGAGUAUGUCAAAGUCCCACUGGCAGACAUGCCCCACUCUCCCAUCUCGCUGUACUUCGACAGCGUGGCUGAUAAGAUCCACAGCGUGGGGCGCAAGCGGGGGGCGGUGCUGGUGCACUGCGCCGCCGGUGUGAGCCGCUCGGCCUCCCUGUGCUUGGCGUACCUCAUGAAGUACCACCGCGUGUCGCUGGCUGAGGCCUACGCCUGGGUCAAAGCCCGCCGCCCGGUCAUCAGGCCCAACGGCGGCUUCUGGCGCCAGCUCAUCGAGUACGAGAGGAAGCUGUUUGGGAGAAACUCUGUUAAGAUGGUGCAGACUCCCUAUGGGGUCAUACCCGAUGUUUACGAGAGGGACCGCAGGAGCCUGGCUCCAUACUGGGGCCUGUGAGAGAGAAAGAACGAGCGAGCGAGCGCUUCUCCCAGCAGCGAGUGAGGAAUCGUCUGCUCCAGACAACGGGAGAUGCGUGCGAGUGUACAUCUGUCUGUAGCUUUUAAAUUGGAUUCAAGCUCACUUGAACAGAGGGAGCGUAAACAAGCCGUGGUUAUUGAUGGCGCUGCUGUUGAUGUAACUAGUCGCCUCCAUUAAGUGUUUAAGUGGGAUCAAGGCGGGCCCAGGAUCUUUGGGACCACAGCGAUGCGAGACACCGUGACCCAGCGCUCUGUGGCCUGUCACCACGCCGGCCUCCUUGACUCCAGCUCCUCCAGCUCCAGUGAAGCGCUGUUGCCUGUGCCCACGACUCUCUGGCUGAUGUCCUUUCCCUGACGUGAUGUCAUGUGGUGGUCUUGUGCCAGUUUUAUCUCAGUAAUCUUUCGUGUGAAGGGCGCCGUCAUGCUCUCAAUGUAUGGUAGCAUUUAAGUGUACAGGAAAAAAAAAGAGGUUUUAUUGGACUGUGUUGAAUGUGAGGAAACAUAGUUAUGGUGCACUUUAACUGAACAUUUACAGAUGCUAUUAUAUCAGCCUAUUUUAAGGUGAAACUAAAACAUAACAGGACGUGAAGUCAGAGGUUUAGGAAUAGCUCCUGUGUACCACAGGGUUGACUGCUCGGUCCCGUGGCCACACUAUGUUAUUGUAGUGCUAUUUGAUGCUGUAUUAAAAAGAUUUCUGCCGCCUCA
Molecule: messenger RNA, 1733 nt
Organism: Betta splendens (Siamese fighting fish)
Lineage: Eukaryota; Metazoa; Chordata; Actinopteri; Anabantiformes; Osphronemidae
Gene: dusp14
Product: dual specificity phosphatase 14
Exons: 2
Coding region: 364-1008 (214 amino acids)
Biological process (GO): protein dephosphorylation
Cellular component (GO): cytoplasm
Molecular function (GO): MAP kinase tyrosine/serine/threonine phosphatase activity
Source: RefSeq, a predicted model, not a curated record